Leishmania mexicana MHOM/GT/2001/U1103 is the source of this 2379-nucleotide messenger RNA. RefSeq lists its product as hypothetical. The transcript has a single exon. The coding region runs from base 1 to 2379 and encodes 792 amino acids. The record is from RefSeq and is a predicted model, not a curated record. Lineage: Eukaryota; Euglenozoa; Kinetoplastea; Trypanosomatida; Trypanosomatidae.
AUGCCACGGCCGACACCACUAGCGCCUUCACCGCGCACGGUCUACGAUAUUGUGAAGUCACACAUACAGCUUCCAAUCAACCGCGACUACAAUGCCCUGAAGCGCGUGCUGCGCAAUUGGCUGGCGUACACGCGCACCCCGUUGCAGGAGAAGCCGACCUUCGCAGCCGAGCUAGUCAUCACUAUAACCCGCAUGCCGCCCGCGUCUCAGAGCACCGUCGCACAAGGUGCAGGUGGCAUCAGCGGAACUGCGGUCGGCAAGGCCCGUGCAGCGCGAGAAGGGCGUUGGUGGCCUUUGUGGCGUGCCCGCAAGGGUCGCGAUGGCGCUGGCGACCCUGCGUUGGCCGCGAAGGUGGCCGGCGUUGCUUCGUCUUCUGCGCCCACCAUCCCCCCUUUCGUGUACCGCAAGGUGGUGCCUCUCCACGUGUGGACUGCGGUGCUGCCCUGGGAAAUGCAGCGCGGGCUGUCCUUCAGUGAUCUGCGGCUGCCUCCGAACGUGUCGUCGUCGCGUGGUGCCGAGUCAGGUACGACGGCAUUCUGUGACAAGACAGCGGCAGAACAAGUCUCGCGCGAGAGAAGUGGCGCAAAGGGGGCGGCAGCAGCAGCGGCAGCGAUGGAUCCUGAGGAAGAGGACCCGUACGGGGUGGUCACGCCACCUAUCGCCUUCCUCGAGGGCAACAGGGCGAGCACUGCGGCAGCGGCGCUGGCUCGCGCUCCGCUCGGCGCUGCGACCACUGCCGCAGCAGCAGCACCGACCUCCUCCUUCUCUAUCACACCCGCCGUGCCUGCGAUGCUGUUCCUCCCUGAUAUACGCUCGACCAAAGCCUACGGCAUCGGCUUCUGGAGUGGGGCGAUCCGUCAAGCCAUCGAUGUGCUCUUUGUUGGGCCGACGCUGCCUAGCUCAGUCGGCGGCGCCUCCGCGUCGUUUCGGCAACUUCGUCAAGAGGACGGCUUGGCGCUGGUGAUGGCAAACCAGAUCUCCAGGGAGGUGCUCCAUCGCUUCUUCCCGUUGCAAGAGAUAAUAUCUCCGUCGUCGUCCGUGGCGUCGGCCUCGUCCGCUGCCUUCCGCGUCCACUCCUUCGGGCACCUGGACCCACUGCCCCCGUCACUCCACCCAUCGCGACUCGGAAUCGACGAUUGGCAGGAGGAAUACCGCGGGCUGUCCUUCACAGUGACACCGGAUGCGCCGUACAACACUCCAGAGGAGGCACCACGUUAUGUCUUCGAGGUGCCACGUCACACACUGCGACCUGCCGUGGCGGCAGCGCUGAAGGAGAGCCGCAGCGCUCAUCAAGAGCAACUGCACGCCAGCGAUGCACGAGGUCGUGCUCUCGCCAAACCCGCGACACCCAUUCAUGAUUGCGAUGCGACCGGCAGCAAACUAUGUGGACAGGCGGACGAUGACGUCUCCAUCGACCUUGCUGUGAACCUGUCGCAGCAGCUGCGCGCUGACCUCUUUGCUAAGGCGCAGCUGUGCGUGGAGUAUGUGUCGCUGCUGGAGGAGGCUAUUGCUCACUAUGCGCGCAUGCUCAACACGGACAUUGCGGCCGCUGCAGAAGUACCACUGGACGAACGGCCUCCUAAUCACGCGGACGCUGGCGCUGGAGCUGGGAGUGGAAGACGCAUGAAGGUGUGGCUGUCCGAGCACGAGUUCCGUUGGAUGACGCCAGAGGAGCUGAAGCAGGCCUCUGAAGCUGAAGUGGCGACCGAGCACCCGGCUCCGAAGAGCUCCUCGAUGCAUGCGGAUGACGAUGUCUUUCAAGAAUCUCGUAAAGAAGCUGCCGCGAUGACGCAAAGGAAAGACAAUGGCGUCGCUGUUCUUGGCGCGGGUACGGAAGCAACGCUGCGCGACACUGCCGCUAGCGCCGUGGCGGCACAGCCAGCUCGGUCGGAGGCCGUCAGCGCGGCACGCAGCAUCAGUCUGCAGUCCCCCAUCCUGCGGGAUGAGGAAGAAGGCCGCCCUUCGUAUCUCGCUCCGUCGUUUGUGGGCCGUCACGAGGCACCCGCCCUGCAGAGCAGCGCCGUUGUGCUGAGCGCUGACAAGCUCGCCCGCUACCCCCGCACAUAUUCCCAUAUGCAGGAGCUGCCGCCAGUAGACUACGAGUUGUAUGAGCUGUGCAUGCGUCUUGGGGUUGGACAGCAGUCAGUCCUGUAUCACUACCACGAGCGCAUCCUGCACGAGUGGCGUCGUGAGCUGCACCGCCUGCGGCAGCAGCAGCAGCCGAAGACUUGCGGUGCACCCGAGUCUCCUCACGUAACAGCCCCGUCACGCUUGGCCAAGGAAGAUGUGCAGCGCAUGGUGGGCCUCGUGCGAGACCGAAGCCUGCAGCUGCCCUCCGACAUGGUCUCUCUCGUGGAGGCCGUGGCUGCGGCGAUGUGA